This is a messenger RNA of Polychytrium aggregatum, 981 nucleotides long. RefSeq lists its product as uncharacterized. The record is from RefSeq and is a predicted model, not a curated record. The coding region runs from base 1 to 981 and encodes 326 amino acids. The transcript has 2 exons. NCBI's taxonomy places the organism in Eukaryota, Fungi, Chytridiomycota, Chytridiomycetes, Polychytriales. Gene Ontology annotation, molecular function: protein binding.
AUGAUCGCCAUCUCUCGCCGAUUCGGCGAUCAAGCCGUCGACGACCACUCUUGGCUUGCCGCCCUGACCGACCAAGCAGACAUCGUCGCCUCGCUCUUCCUGGCUCGGUUCCUGCUGUUGAAGAUCGACAGGCGGGCAGAGUGUGAAGAUGAACCGGAUGACGCUUAUGAUGACAGCGACUCUGAUGACGCCGCUUCCGAGCGCUCCACGCCAUCUUCACAAAACGGCCGCAUCCUGAGCCUUCUGGAAAAAGCUGCAGGGGCCGGCCAUCCAAUGGCCCACCUGAGUCUGGCCAAGUGUUAUCUCACCGGUCACGGAGCCGACCAAGACCACACCAAAGCCAUCGGGCUGCUCCAUGAAUGUGCCAACCGCGGAAUCGCUCAGGCCAGUGCCAGUCUCGCCCAAUGUUACGAGAACGGGGAGGGUGUCAAGCAAGAUCUCACCACCGCCAUCGAGUGGUACACCAAAGCUGCCAGUCAAGGCGACAAAAGUGCUCGCCUUGGAGCAACAUUCCUUGGCGGCUGGGUCUCAUUCAUCGGCCACGGUGUCGAGCAGAGUGAUGUCGAUGCCUUCAGCCACUGGCAGGAGCAGCUUGCCAACGAGGGUCACAGCGAUAGCCAGUUUUGGACCGGAUGCUGCUAUUUCUAUUACCGAGGAGUUCCGAGAAGCUACUCCAAGGCGUUCUACUGGUUCAGCAAGGCAGCCGACCAGGACAACUCGUACGGGCAGUGGAUGGUUGGUGCGUGCUACGGCAACGGGUGGGGAGUCACCAAGGACGAAACCAAGGCAGCCGAGUGGUAUCGCAAAUCGGCUGAGCAGGGCAACCAACACGGACAGGUCCGGCUGGGAAACUGCUUCAGGAAUGGUCUUGGUGUGGCCAAAGACAUCGACACCGCCGUCUUGUGGUAUCAUAGGUCAGCAGACCAGGGGUGGUGGGAAGCAAAGCACGAGCUGAAGCGCCUGGGCAAGUAUCAAGAAUGA